CCUUUCGCCAUUUCCCUUCCUUGUUGCUCCAAGACCCUGGGGCUGGGAAGAGAGACACCCGCCAGUCCUCAGCUGCCGAGAGGCGCUUCAUUGGGGAAACAGGCCUGGCCCUGCCACCCUUCCUAGGCCUCGGCUUAGGGCGCAACGCUGGCUUGGGAGGCCCUUCCGUGGACGCUAUCUCCCCAACCAGUUUCCAGUGACCGGGGCUGCAGAUGUCUUGUCCGAUAACUAUGUGAAGCAACAUUGUUUCUGGAUUUCAAGACAUCCUUUCAUCAUGGGACAGCAAUUUUCAGAUCAGACACAGUUGGUUCUUAACAAGUUACCAGAAAAAGUAGCAAAACAUGUCAUAUUGGUUCGAGAAAGUGGCUCCUUAACUUAUGAAGAAUUUCUUGGGAGAGUAGCAGAACUUAAUGAUAUAACUGCUAAAGUAGCUUCUGGCCAGGAAAAACAUCUUCUCUUUGAGGUACAACCUGGGUCUGAUUCCUCUGCCUUUUGGAAAGUCGUUGUACGGGUGGUCUGUACCAAGAUCAACAAAAGCACUGGCAUUGUAGAAGCAUCACGGAUCAUGAAUUUAUACCAGUUUAUUCAGCUUUAUAAAGACAUCACAAGUCAAGCAUCAGGAGUAUUGGCCCAGAGCUCCACUUCUGAAGACCAAGAUGAAAACUCAUCAUCUGUAACAUCUUGUCAGGCUAGUCUUUGGAUGGGAAGGGUGAAGCAGCUGACUGAUGAGGAGGAGUGUUGUAUCUGCAUGGAUGGUCGAGCUGACCUCAUCCUGCCUUGUGCUCACAGCUUUUGUCAGAAAUGCAUUGAUAAAUGGAGUGAUCGACACAGGAAUUGCCCUAUUUGUCGCCUGCAGAUGACUGGAGCAAAUGAAUCUUGGGUGGUAUCAGAUGCGCCCACCGAAGACGAUAUGGCUAACUAUAUUCUUAACAUGGCCGAUGAGGCAGGCCAGCCCCAUAGGCCAUGACCUUGGGGUGAAGGUCUUCUUUUGCUAUUAUGAGCUACAAACGUUUCGGUCAUGGGAGAAGAAUGCAGGGAUAUUGUGGUACAGACACAGAGAAAUCAAUUUUCCCUUCCCUCGUAUUUUCGCUAUUCUGACGAUUUGUUCCAUUUCUUUUGAUAAACUUUCCAUGUCUUCCAUUUAUAGUAAACUAAAAUUUGCUACUGUUUAGACCAUAUUUUUCUAUUAUUUAUCUGUUCUAAUAUAUAUUAGAACUAAUUGCUCUUGAAUUCUUUGCUGAGGUAACAGCAACAUUUCCAGAGGCUUCUAAAACACUAUUUUUCAGGGCAGGAGUAUUCUGGAAUUUAUUUAGUUAGGGUUAAAAUAAACCUUGAAUGUCAAAAAGUUGUAGCCAUCUGAGAGAAAAUUUGAAGUGACUGAAAAUGUAGACUACAUCGAAGUGCAUGUUACUACUUAAAUUAGUCUUUCUGCUGGAAUCUAAGGAGUGUGUAUGCCCCCUUGUGGUUAAUUAUUGCUCCUUUAAUAAUUUUUACUUGAAAUGAUCCACAGUUGUUUCAUAACUUUAGCAGUGUGUUUGGAACUACAUGUUUGUUACUCAAAUCUUUUUUGUUUGUUUUUCAUGCUGUAUAAUUUGGAUGAGGCGUGAUUUUGCCUUGUAAAUGGAUUUCUGCUGGGGAAUCUUCUUGGCUAUUCUGGAAAUGCUUUCCCACAGCGGGGAAACUGUAGCUUUUGAUAAUGCUCAUGCACCUUGGAGUUUCAGAAGGAAAUUUUUCUUCAAUUCAGAUCCUGAAUUUUGUAUUUCCAAAUUAUGAUAAAUCAUUCAAUAUUGGUUCAUGGUGCUUUUAUUUUCUUAACUUGAAGGCAUCUCUCUGAGGUCUCCAAGUCUUCAAAUUUCUAAUAUUAUUAAGAGAGAAAAUAGGGUGUAGGCUUUUAAACAUAUGUACCAUAAACAUGGAGAAAAUUAGGAGAUAAAUUGGCUUUCUGCUGUUUCAUGCUACUUUGAAAUACUCAGAGAGAGUAUAGUCACAAUGGAAUUAUGAUUUUCAGUGACACUUCAUUUUUUUACUAAAUUCUGCUUAUAAGGUAAAAUUUUUGUUUUAUGUUAAGCAUUAACAUUUUAGCAUAUAAUGAAACUAGAACCUGAUGUCUCCUUUAAAAGGUGUGUUAAAUUCCAUGUAACUUUUCUGACUUAUUACUGGUAAGUUGUGAUACUAUUUUCCAAAAUACCAAAGUAUGCGAUUUAAGUUGCUGCUUAUUGAUGGCAGAAUUUUUGGAUACUAGGAGUUUAAUAGGCAUGCAAAUUAAAUAAUUCAUUUCUAUAAAGAAUGUCUGACCAAAGGUAGCUUGAUUUUACCCAAAAAAUAUUGAUAACUAAUUGGUUGACAUUUAUGAUGGGGACAGCUCGGUAUCAAAUAGAUGAACACUCACUAUGGAUGUUUAUACAGGCAGCGUACUAGGGGCUCUAGCAUACCAACCUGGCAAUGCACUUGAUGGUUUGUGUGACCUUAAAAAAGUCCCUUCUGCUGGUUUGUAGGUUCCUUUAGAAACUGAGAUUUCAUCCGUAGUAUUUUCUUAUUUUAUUUCAGAAGUACAGCCUCUUUUUUUUUUUUUCAGAUAAAGUCUUACUCAGAAGCCCUACACACACAUGCUGUACCCCGAACACACACACACACACACCCCACCCCUCUAUAUGAAAGUCAUAUUUUAUUGAUAAAAAUUUCCUUAUGUGAACUUUAUAUACCAUAAUAAUAUUAUAAAGUCAACCAAUAAAAACAUUUAUUAAUGCAUUGGCAAUAUCCAGGAUACUCAAAUUUAGUGAGUAAUGUAGUCAUAUGAUAGGAGUUGUUUUUUAAAUUAUUUUUUUAAUUGUUUUAAUUAAAUUCAAGUCAGAUUUGUAGAACUUUGACUCUCCUCAAUGAAGUCUUAGUAUUCCAUGGGACAUAUUUGGAAAACCUUAGGGUAGAUGUUGUCUGAGAUCUUUUUCCAGCUUUAAGAUUCUAAAUUGUCCUUUUGGAUUAGACUUGCUGAGUCUAACUCAGAUUGCCUAAUUAAAGAAUGUUUCUGAAAAUGAACAAAGUUGCUGUACGUGUUUUUGGAUCUUUCCAGGUAUAGCCAAUGAUCUUAUCCCCCAGAAUCCUUCACCUUUCGAGGAAUUAUUUAGCACUAAGCCCAGUGACUUGAUGUUGCCCAAACCUUUUUACUUUCCAAUAUGAGCUCCAGGAUACUAACUGAUCUACUGUGAAAUAGAAAGUGUUUUUAUUAGUCUUAUUAAAUAAAUGAGCACAGUUUUUUGCUCACUCCAUUAAACUGGGUGAUAAUUCUUUAGAUGUGAAUGUUAGGUAGGUUCUACUAUUAUAACUAAUCAUAAAAGUUGUAAAUUUGUUUAAUGGGUGAAAUGUACACUUUUUGUAUUCUGUACAGCUUUGUCUUUUCCAAAUAUGAAGUACUUAAAUGCACUUACUAAGAUAGGAGAUAUGAUGUGUGCCUUGUAGGAUCUGUGAAAUGUUUUCAUGAACUAUAAGGAAUUUGUUUUAUAAGUUAUGAAGUUUUCCCUAUCCUAACUCAGUAACAAGAAGUUUACUCAUACUGUAAUGCUAUAGAACUUCAGUUUGAGAAAAUUUAGUUUGACUAGGUACUGAAUUUAGAAGUUGAGAAUAAUAGUAUCUGCUUUAUUCUUAGAACAAACUGAUAUAUUGUGCAAUAAAUAAUCUUUAGCAAGUAAAUUUUAGCUUACUGGAGAAACUUUUUUCUUACAUAGUUUCACAUUCUUAUAUACUAAAUGUUUAUAUUUCUUAGAGGACCAUUUUGUAUUGUGCUCUGGGGAGUUGUAAUGUUUGUGUGCUAUGUUUUAAAAUUCAUUUCAAAUUGGAUUAAAUUUCCUUACACCUAAUAUAUAUCUGGGUUAUAAGGCGGCUUGAAAAUAUCUUUUGGUUCCAUGAUUUUUAAUAGUGGAAAGUUGGAUUCAUUAAAAGUUAGUCUGAAGAAUUUGCAUUUUUAACUGUUUUUUUCUUCAUGUUUUUUUUCUUCAAAGGCUUACUUUGUCUACCCAGGAAUUAAAAAAACUAGUUGGAGAUGAGGGAAGUCAGCUGAUCACCUACAUUGUGAUGGGCAACAUGACAAUAUAAUACAAAUAGUUGUCAACAGACUUUAAUUUGCACUCAUAUCUUUUUCCCUGUAGGACAGUAAAAAAUAAUAGAUAAAAUACUCCACCCUGAAUUAGUUUUAAUGUUUACUUUGUAAAAUCACUUUCAAAAUGAUUAUAAAGAAUAUAGAGAAGCAAGGUAGAAUCUUAGUGCUGAGAAGAGGAAAGCCUUUUAUAAGAAGGAAUGGUAGUUUAUCAUUGAAUUUGCUGAUGUACAUCAUCUUGAAGAAGUACACAUUUUGGUAUCAAGAGACAUAAAAGCCUCCUCAGAAAUAUAUUGAUAAUCUUGCAGCUCUGUAUAGCCUUACUCUCCGGCAUCCUUGAUCUUUCUGAUAAAAUGCUUAUUUAAAGGCUGAGGAUUUUAAAAUUUCCAAGAAACUAUGUUUUUUUUGAUUAGUGUUCCUUUCAUUGCAGUUAGUUACACUUGUCCUUUAUAAUAGUCAGGCAUCAAGUGCUUAGGUAUAUUACCAACAUUCCACUUUCAGUCGUGUCUAAAGCCCCAAAAAAGAUGAAUAUUGUUUCACCAGGGCAGCGCUCAGAAACAAAUAAAGAGGAAGCCAGAAGGAUGUGCUUGCAACUCUGUUUUAAUCCAGGAUAAGAGGAAGUAAAGGCCAGGACAGGCCUCGGUACAUACCAACCCAGGAGCUGUGAUUUGUUUUCAUGUGGCAAAGAGCAGUAUCAUCAAUCAUUUCAACAGUGCAGUCUGAAGUAACACAUACAUGAACCUGAGCCUGUUAGAGUAAGGGAUACGUGCCUCCAAAUUUGUUCUUCUAGAAACGUGAGCUAGUGUACACUUGCCUUUGAUUCCAACUGUGAACACAAAAGAAAGUAGGGAUUUACCCCCUCCCCU
This is a messenger RNA of Lutra lutra (Eurasian river otter), 4953 nucleotides long. It is a transcript of the gene RNF141, whose product is annotated as ring finger protein 141. Gene Ontology annotation, molecular function: ubiquitin-protein transferase activity. The transcript has 6 exons. Gene Ontology annotation, biological process: protein autoubiquitination. Bases 275 to 967 code for a protein of 230 amino acids. Lineage: Eukaryota; Metazoa; Chordata; Mammalia; Carnivora; Mustelidae. The record is from RefSeq and is a predicted model, not a curated record.